This is a messenger RNA of Pneumocystis jirovecii RU7, 390 nucleotides long. Its product is annotated as 40S ribosomal protein S29. The coding region runs from base 1 to 390 and encodes 129 amino acids. The transcript has a single exon. The record is from RefSeq and is a predicted model, not a curated record. NCBI's taxonomy places the organism in Eukaryota, Fungi, Ascomycota, Pneumocystomycetes, Pneumocystales, Pneumocystaceae.
AUGCAUCCUCUCCGGACACCCUCAUACCCGCCCGGACACCCGGCCUGCCACAACCCGCGCGGGCCGCGGCGGAGCGGCGGAGCAUGGCGCACGACCAGGUGUGGUACUCGCGGCCGCGGAACUACGGCAAGGGAUCGCGUGAAUGGUAUGCAUCCGGGCCCUUUCGUGCUGCUAACUCUCCAGCCGUGUCUGUGGACACGUCGCCGGCGUAAUCAGAAAAUACGGGCUAAACAUCUGCCGACAGUGCUUCCGCGAGUAUGCGGUCAGCAUCGGCUUUCAGAAGGUAAGCGGUCCUACCGGGGUGAGCAUGCUGACAGCCCAGUAUCGUUAGCGUGUGCGGUGUGUUUGUGCAGUGUGCUCAGUGUGCUGCAGCGUUGUAGGGGUGUUUGA